UCACCCCGCGGUGUCUCCUCGCCUCGGGGGAGAGGGGAGGGAGGAGAGAUCGAGCUGCGGAGAGACGAGGAGGAGGAGGCGGCACGAGGAAGAGGAGGAGAGCCCCCAGGAGGCACGCACAGCGCCUGCCAUGGCUGCUGCUCCCAUGGCUGUUGCGCUGCAGCUGCUGCUGGUGACUCUGUCGCUGCUGCUGCUGCUGGCGGCUGUGGAGACUCAGCCCGACUCAGUGUUCGUGGACCCGCGGCGGGCGGCGCUAGUGCUGCGACGCACGCGCAGGAAGAACAGCGACUUUGAGGAGCUGCGUCCCGGGUCGAUCGAGCGCGAGUGUCGCGAGGAGACUUGCUCCUUCGAGGAGGCGAAGGAGGCGGUGGGGCACGAGCAGGCGAAAAUAUUCUGGGCUCGAUAUCGCCUAAGCCAAGGCGGCUUUCAGGGGCGCGCCCCGGCCCCGCGGGUCACCCCAUGCCGCCCCAACCCCUGCAAGAACGGCGGCCGCUGCUUGGAGCUGCGCUCGGCCGCCCGGUGCGUCUGCGCCGAGGGCUGGGAGGGAGACACCUGCCACGUCGAGAUCCGGUCGUGCGACAGGAACAACGGUGGCUGUGAGCACUACUGCGAGGCGAGUCGCAUCUACCGCCUGGUGUGCCACUGCGCUCGAGGAUACCAGCUCAGCGACAACGGCUUCAGCUGCGACCAGAUCGACUUGGGCGCUUGCGGGAGGACGGUCAUGGACCAGACGGGGCGAUCGCUGGGAGGGGACGGCGAUGUCUGGGAACCCGACCGCUUGGUCGCUGCCAAUGCCACCGCCGAUGCCACCGCCAAUGCCACCGCCAAUGCCACCGCUGCCACCAAUUCCUCCGCCUUCCCGGCGCCUCCCGAGCGGAUCGCGUCGCCGCUGCCGCCGCCGCCACAACCCCCCACAGAACAGGGGAGCGAAGCCCUGGCUGGUGGGGGGCCCCGGCCGAUGGAAUGGGGGCCCCCCCCGACGGGGGAACCGGAAGCGCAAGCCGCGUCCACCGUGACGCCAGACGGCAUGAGGAUCGUGGGAGGGUACAUUUGCCCGCGUGGGCACUGCCCUUGGCAGGUGCUGCUCACGGACCGGCGCGGCAACGGCUUCUGCGGCGGGACGCUGGUGUCGGCGCGCUGGGUGGUGACGGCGGCGCACUGCGCUCGCUACACCAAGCAAGUCCUCGUCCGCAUCGGCGAGCACGACGUGCGGCUGACCGAGGGCUCCGAGCAGAACCUGCCGGCCAACCUUAUCGUGCCGCACCCCAACUUCGACAGCGACACCUUCGACAGCGACCUCGCCCUCCUGCGGCUCAACUCGUCGGCACGCCUCGACCGCUACGCCGUGCCCGCGUGCCUGCCCGACCGCCGGCUCGCGGAGCUGCUCACCCAGCCCGGCACGCUGGGCGUCGUUUCGGGAUGGGGCCGUGAGCAGGAGCACGGCCGCAACUCGCGCUACCUGCAGUGGGUCGGACUGCCGGUGGUGCCCACGGCCACGUGUGCCCAGUCCACGGAGCAGAAAGUGACGCAGAACAUGUUCUGCGCGGGCUACGCCGCGGGGAGGCAGGACGCGUGCAAGGGCGACAGCGGGGGGCCCUACAUGAGCCGGCGGCUCGACACGUGGUUCCUCACCGGUGUCACGAGCUGGGGCGAGGGCUGCGCCCAACGCGGGAAGUACGGCGCCUUCACCCGCCUCGCCAACUUCAUCGACUGGAUUGAAGCCACCAUGCGCGAGAACGCAUCGUAACGGGCCCACGGACAGUCCCGGCGUGUGCAUUCGCCAAGCUUUAGCGCGUAGGUUGUUUUUCACAAUCAUGUUUUUUGGGUGAGAUCGCGUAAGUAGAACUGUGCCGUAACCCUCCACCACCCGACAGAUUGGUCACGUCAACAACGCGCCAGUCAGAUUGGUCACGUCAACAACGCGCCAGUUAGUUACGACUUCAGCACACCACCGGCGUGUUGGAGAGUAAAUCCACAACAUUUACAAUCUGAGUAGUACGACGUUUCGCUGGUAAAUACACCCAGCAUCAUCGGGCGAAUUGCCAGAAUAGUGAAGCAAUGCACCUGCUUCCAGUCUUCAAUAGAGCAGCAGCAGCAGGGCGAAGUCUUCACUGAGCCCACCAGGUGCAGAGAUCAGAGGCGGAGGUGGGGGGGAGUAUUGUAAUUCUAUAAUAGAUUAAUAAUCAGUUAAUUAGUAUGUUUCCUUUAUACGGAAUUGUAGUUGUAAGAUGUAUUACUGAAUAAUAUCCUUCCAGUCCGUACUAAGCCUAUAGCUGUCAGAGCGGUGAAAACUAUUUGUAUUUUACAGUCAAUGUUAUCCGAAUAUAUCGAAGUCAGCUCGAACCUGCCCGUGUGUCACCCGACUUGUGUCACCCGACUUGUGUGUGUGCGUGUGUGGCCGCGCACCCCCCCCCCUCCGAAUCCCUCCCCCUAAAUAAAAACAGACGCUGCUGCUACGUGCAGUGUCGAGGCCCUC
Messenger RNA from Lethenteron reissneri (Far Eastern brook lamprey), 2476 nucleotides. Its product is annotated as vitamin K-dependent protein C-like. Gene Ontology annotation, biological process: blood coagulation; proteolysis. The record is from RefSeq and is a predicted model, not a curated record. Lineage: Eukaryota; Metazoa; Chordata; Hyperoartia; Petromyzontiformes; Petromyzontidae. Gene Ontology annotation, cellular component: extracellular region. Gene Ontology annotation, molecular function: serine-type endopeptidase activity; calcium ion binding.